Messenger RNA from Mycena indigotica, 1593 nucleotides. RefSeq names its product Metallo-dependent phosphatase. NCBI's taxonomy places the organism in Eukaryota, Fungi, Basidiomycota, Agaricomycetes, Agaricales, Mycenaceae. Bases 1 to 1593 code for a protein of 530 amino acids. The record is from RefSeq and is a predicted model, not a curated record. The transcript has 3 exons. Gene Ontology annotation, biological process: nucleotide catabolic process. Gene Ontology annotation, molecular function: hydrolase activity, acting on ester bonds; nucleotide binding; metal ion binding.
AUGAGGUUACUCUCGUUUGCGCUUUCUUGGGCAGCUGUUUUAGCCGGGACCAUCACUCUUUCACCCUCUCCACCCGGCUACCCGCCUCCAGGCCACGGAUCAGCAUUGAACUUGACCAUUUUCCAUGUCAACGACAUCCACGCUCACCUUGACGAAAUAACGACCUCGGGGACUGACUGCACCAACCCCGCGAAGGGAUGCUAUGGGGGUUAUGCGCGAAUUAAAGCCGCUGUCGAUGCAGGCCGCAAAAGUGUCAAGAACUCGCUGUUUCUCAAUAUGGGCGACGAGUUCCAGGGCACACUCUUUUUCAGCUACUACGGCGGGGAGGUAAUUGCGGAUACGCUAAAUCAGUUAAAUUUCGAUGCAAUGACGCUGGGGAACCACGAAUUUGACCGGGGGGACACUUAUUUAGGGCAAUUUCUCGCGAAUCUGACCGUUCCAAUCGUCUGCGCCAACGUGGAUAGUGCCAAUCCGACCAUAAACACUACUGUCAAGCCUUACCACGUCUUCCCUCAGUACAAGCUUGCUGUCAUUGCAGUCACCACUGAUACAAUUCCCACCACGAGUAACCCAGACAAGUCGACGACCUUCUCCGACCCCACUGAUACUAUUCAGCACUGGACAAACUAUGUCUAUGCACACGAACAUGUCGAGCGGGUUAUUGUCAUGACCCAUAUUGGGUACGAUGUCGAUUUGGAGCUUGCGAAGAACACAAGGGGUGUUCAUCUCGUAAUUGGCGGUCAUUCGCAUACGCUGUUGGGAAAUAUGGCUGGCGCUGCGGGGCCCUACCCGACGGUAGUGCAGAAUCUGGAUGGAGAGGACGUGUAUAUUCUCCAAGCAUAUCGCUACGGCGAGUAUCUUGGCUACAUUGACAUCGAGUUUGCGCCUGGCGGGAGAGUCGCAUCCUGGACUGGCGGCCCCAUUCAUCUUACCAACACCUCCGUUCAAGACACCAGCCUGCAGUCGCAAAUCAAGGCGUGGCGGGCGCCAUUUGACGCGUUUGGCAACCAAGUCGUCGGCAGCACGUCCAUAUUGCUCAACCACAACGGCUGCAAGACGGGCGAAUGCAACUUCGGCGACCUCAUCUGCGACGUGAUGAUGGACUACCGCAAAAACCAGAGUGCGCCCGCUGGGUGUAUUCUGAACGGCGGAGGCAUCCGAGUAGACAUCCCAGUCGGAGACAUCACGCGCGGAGACGUUAUUAAUGCGUUCCCCUUUGGAAAUGCCGUGACGGAUGUGCGAUUGACUGGACAGGCUAUCUGGGACAUAUUUGCAGGAGCCGUGUCGGGGACCUCACUCACCAAUGGCGCAGCGGUGGUGACUUGGCCACAGAUUGCGGGCUUCACGGUCACAUACGACCCGACGACCAAAAAGCUGCUCAGUCUCGAGAUUGGCGGUGCAACAAUCGACCUGGCCGCUACAUAUACCAUCGUCACUUCCGACUACGCCGCUGGAGGAGGAGACAACAUCAUCCCUGCCCAGACUGGAUUUGCGGUACUCGAUACUUUGGACGAGGUGUUGACGGCCUACAUUUUGCGAGUCGGGACGGUGAACGAAGACGUGCAAGGGCGGGUGGUUCUCGUCCCUUCAUAA